AUGGUGAUGCUUCUUCAGGGUGAUAUAGAUGCAAACAGAUCAAGCAACACACAGUCUCCUCCGAUGGCUGGCGAACUGCCCGCGACAAGGGUCCAAGGCAUGUAUAGGGUCCCGGUUGUGCUUCGUGUACAAAAUGAGGACGCCUAUCGUCCAAGCUUCGUAUAUAUUGGGCCUCUUAACGGUUGGAGAGGAGGUGUAAUGGAGAUGGAGGCGGUGAAAAAGAGGUAUAUGGGUGAGCUACUUGAGCGAAAUGGAACACUUGCAAAUGAGCAGAAUAAAUGGGUAGACAUGUCCGACCCAAUUUUGCAGAACCAUUUGAAGUACAAUCAGAAGGCACCGAUAUGGUACAAACACAAAGAGAAACCUACAUUCAAAUACAGUGCAACAAAACUCCAGAGUGUAGAAGUCAAAGCUCAUUUUAAAAUUCCACGUUUCUCUAUCAAUGAAUCUACUGAAUCAUUAUUGAGAAACCCCAUUGCUUUCGAGCAUUGUUGUCCCGGUAUUGACAACUACUUCACAUCACAUGCUGUCACCAUGAGCAUCCUCUUGGACCCUGCAGAAGAUGUUAAAUUGCUUGAAGAAGCCGGAGUCAUAAGUAACCAGUUAGGUUUCGGUGAAGCGGUGUCAGAACUCUUCAAGGAUAUUACCAGCGAUGAAAUCAUUGUAAGAAAUCAAAACCUUCUUUAUAAGGAUCUGUGGAUGCAGGUGACGGAUUUUUGCACACCUUGGUGA
Molecule: messenger RNA, 732 nt
Organism: Cornus florida
Lineage: Eukaryota; Viridiplantae; Streptophyta; Magnoliopsida; Cornales; Cornaceae
Exons: 4
Coding region: 1-732 (243 amino acids)
Source: RefSeq, a predicted model, not a curated record